CUUUCCUAAAAUUUUCAUCAUUUGGCGAGUGCCGGUCUAUCGCAUCAAGUGUCGCAAGUCGCUUGUCUAUAUAAGUCUCAGAUUAAUUUAUGGUUCUUUUGUUGGGAUCAAAUGAUCGAUACAUCGGUUUGGUUUCAAAGUCAUUAAUUAUCACUAAAAGAAACUCAGCUGCAGUGGAACAUACCUAAAUUAUUCGCAAACUUUUAUCAAUUAAAUGAACAACAGAAACAAAAUAAGGCUUUUGUAUUCAAGGAUCAAUAAAAUAAUAAGCUGAAGAAGAACAAGUUUAAUUAAGCAGUCAAGAAUAUCACUUCAAGAAACGAUGUUUAUCACUGUGCUAUUAUGUAUGUUUAUCUUCUUGAUAUAUUAUUACUACGUACAUUAUGGAAGAACAGGGCGACUCAUUAAUCUUAUACCGGGACCACUGGGCGCUCCAAUUGCUGGCAAUGCAUUUCAAUUAUAUACUUCAACAAAGGAACAAUGGAAACUAAAAUGUAAUUUAUCUGAUAAGUAUUAUCCUAUUUUUAAAAUAUGGAUUUUCUUCACAUAUGGUGUGUCUAUCCGUCAUCCAGAUGAUCUAAAGACAAUAUUAAAUAGCUCCAAGUAUACCGAGAAAUGUCAUCUAUAUAACUUCUUUCGUCCUUGGCUCGGCACAGGUCUUUUUACUAGCAAAGGCGCUAAGUGGUAUGCACGACGAAAGAUAUUAACACCUGCGUUCCAUUAUAAUAUAAUGAAUCAAUUUGCUGAUAUUUUAAUCAAGGAGGGCAAUUCUAUGACAAAAUCAUUAAAAGAUGUCGGAGAAAUAGUUGUAAAAGAUUUAAUACCAUUUGUUAGUGAACAUACGUUAAACGCUGUAUGCGAAACUACCAUGGGCAUCUCUUUGCAAAAAGAAGACGAGUCUCAGCAGUAUCGAAAUGCGGUUCACGACAUAAUCGAACUGAUAUUUUAUAGAGGAUUUAAACCCUGGUUCUAUAACGAUUUCUUAUUCUCAUUAUCACCACAAGGGAGAAAGCAAAAGAAAAUCUUGAAAAUAUUACAUGGAUUUACAGAAAAGGUCAUUGCGAAAAGAAAACUUUAUCACGAACGCACCAAUCAUCGAUAUUUGAAAAACCUUGAAAAUACCAAAGAUAUGGAGAUAGAUGAUGUCGAAGUAUUUGAAAUUAAAAAGAAACAGCUAGCGAUGUUGGAUCUCUUAAUAGCGCUAUCUCGAGACAAUUUUUUGACUGAUUUGGACAUCAGAGAAGAAAUCGAUACCUUCAUGGUUGGAGGUCACGAUACUACAGCAAUGGGUAUCACUUUUGCUUUAUUGUUAUUAGCUGAACACAAAGAUGUCCAGGAACGUGUGAGAGUUGAAGUCGAUUCUGUGAUGCAAGAAAACAGAGGAAGACUUACCAUGAGAUCGUUGCAAACUUUAUCAUAUUUAGAAAGAUGUUUAAAGGAAUCGCUACGUUUAUAUCCCGUCGCGCCUUUUAUAUUGCGAAAUGUUCAGGAAGAUGUAAAAUUAGACUCAUAUGUUGUACCUGCUGGAACAAUCUUACAACUUGAUAUUUUCGGAGUUCAUAGAGAUCCCAAUUUUUGGCCAAAUCCAGAAAUAUUCGAUCCGGAUAGAUUUUUGCCUGAAAAUAUGAAGAAUCAUCAUCCAUAUUCCUAUCUACCGUUCAGCGCAGGACCGAGGAAUUGCAUAGGUCAACGAUUCGGGAUGCUAAUAAUGAAAGUUCUGAUUGCUUCUUUAGUGCAUAAUUUUUAUUUGGAGCCCAUAGAUUGUUUAAAAGAUAUCCAGUUGAAGUUCGAUAUGAUGAUUCAGCCUUCUCAACCAGUUCAUAUAAAAUUUAUCCCAAUCAGCAGCGAAUAAGUGUUUAAAAUUAACUACAGAUAUCACAUGAAUAUAAGAAAUUAAUGAGAACACUUUUAAUAAUGAAAAUGCUGCAUUAAUUUCUUACAUUUAUGUGACAUCUGUGUUAGUUCUGAACGACUAUUUGCGAAUAUCAAGUGGAUAUUUUUUAUUAAACCGAAGAUGGACUAAAGCAAGGACUGAUACGUUCUUUAAAUGUUAAUAAAAGAAGAAUAUU
Molecule: messenger RNA, 2069 nt
Organism: Cataglyphis hispanica
Lineage: Eukaryota; Metazoa; Arthropoda; Insecta; Hymenoptera; Formicidae
Product: cytochrome P450 4C1-like
Exons: 13
Coding region: 323-1852 (509 amino acids)
Molecular function (GO): iron ion binding; oxidoreductase activity, acting on paired donors, with incorporation or reduction of molecular oxygen; monooxygenase activity
Source: RefSeq, a predicted model, not a curated record